GUUGAGGGAGCUGGAACUCUCCGGCAGCCUGGGCCUUGUUGGGGCCAUGAGGGGUUGGGGACUGACCCUGCAGGCCUCAAGCUGAGGGCUUUCUGAUGGACGUGGGACUCUGCUUUGCAGCUUGAAGAGCUAUGAUGGCGGUCAACAAGGGCCCAACCUUGCUGGAUGGAGACCUCCCUGAGCAGGAGAAUGUGUUGCAGCGGGUCCUGCAGCUGCCGGUGGUGAGCGGCACCUGUGAGUGUUUCCAGAAGACCUACACCAGCACCAAGGAAGCCCACCCGCUGGUGGCCUCUGUAUGCAAUGCCUACGAGAAGGGUGUGCAGGGCGCCAGCAGCCUGGCGGCCUGGAGCAUGGAGCCGGUGGUCCGCAGGCUGUCCACCCAGUUCAUAGCUGCCAACGAGCUGGCCUGCCGUGGCCUGGACCACCUGGAGGAAAAGAUCCCAGCCCUCCAGUACCCUCCUGAAAAGAUCGCCUCUGAGCUGAAGGACACCAUCUCCACCCGCCUUCGCAGUGCCCGGAAUAGCAUCAGCGUGCCCAUCACCAGCACUUCGGACAAGGUCCUGGGGGCCGCUCUGGCCAGCUGUGAGCUCGCCUGGGGGGUAGCCAAAGACACUGCCGAGUAUGCCGCCAACACCCGAGCCGGCCGCCUGGCCUCGGGAGGGGCUGACUUGGCCCUCGGUGGUGUUGAGAAGAUGGUAGAGUUCCUCCUCCCUUCAGCCAAGGAAGAGUCAGCCCCUGCUCCAGGACAGCAGCAGGCCCAGAAGCCCCCCAAAGCCAAGCCGAGCCUCAUGCACAGGGUUGGGGCCCUGGCCAACACCCUCUCUCAACACACCUUCCAGACCACAGCCCGGGCACUGAAGCAGGGCCACGCCCUGGCCAUGUGGAUCCCAGGUGUGGCACCCCUGAGCAGUCUGGCUCAGUGGGGCGCGGCGGCCGCCAUGCAGGUGGUGUCCCGGCGGCAGAGUGAGGUGCGGGUGCCCUGGCUGCACAGCCUCGCCGCCCAGGAUGAGGACCACGAUGACCGGGCAGACACGGAGGGAGAGGAGACUGAGGAGGAGGAGGAAUCUGACACCGAGGAGAACAAGCUCAGCGAGGUGGCAGCCCUGCCCAGCCCGCAAGGCCUCCUGGGCAGCGUGGCCCACGUGCUGCAGAAGGCCGCGGGGAGCACCAUCUCAGCCGUGAUGUGGGCGCCUGCGGCUGUGCUGGGCUCGGCGGCAAGGAUGCUGCGCCUCACCCCGGCCCGCGCCGCCUCCCCCACCAAGGGGAGGGCCAUGUCCCUGUCAGAUGCCCUGAAAGGCGUCACUGACAACGUGGUAGACACGGUGGUCCACUAUGUGCCGCUCCCCAGGCUGUCGCUGAUGGAGCCCGAGAGCGAAUUCCGGGACAUCGAAGAGGCCGAGCGCCGGGAGGCGGAGCGCAGGGCUUCUGGGGCGAGCCCCGAGCCCGCGCCGCGCCCCCCGCAGCCCCGCGGCAGCCUGCGACCCGCCCGCAGUGCCGCGGCGCCCCCUGGCCCCCCGGGGCCGGAGGACAGGGCGGACGCGCCCGCCGCGCCGCGCCCGGCCUUCCCCGCGGUGGCCCGCGAGAAGCCACGGCGCAGGGUCAGCGACAGCUUCUUCCGGCCCAGCGUCAUGGAGCCCAUCCUGGGCCGCGCGCAGUACAGCCAGCUGCGCAAGAAGAGCUGA
This is a messenger RNA of Odobenus rosmarus divergens (Pacific walrus), 1682 nucleotides long. RefSeq names its product perilipin 1 (gene PLIN1). The coding region runs from base 132 to 1682 and encodes 516 amino acids. Gene Ontology annotation, biological process: lipid metabolic process. The transcript is spliced from 8 exons. The record is from RefSeq and is a predicted model, not a curated record. Gene Ontology annotation, cellular component: lipid droplet. NCBI's taxonomy places the organism in Eukaryota, Metazoa, Chordata, Mammalia, Carnivora, Odobenidae.